Molecule: messenger RNA, 3304 nt
Organism: Sycon ciliatum
Lineage: Eukaryota; Metazoa; Porifera; Calcarea; Leucosolenida; Sycettidae
Product: sodium-independent sulfate anion transporter-like
Exons: 18
Coding region: 208-2190 (660 amino acids)
Biological process (GO): transmembrane transport
Cellular component (GO): plasma membrane
Molecular function (GO): sulfate transmembrane transporter activity
Source: RefSeq, a predicted model, not a curated record
UCUCUUGUAGAUAUCCCUGUACUUGUGUAGCUGUGCUGGCCUGGCCGAGGGCGAAGGUAUCUUAGUUCUGGCACGAGACCAACUGUUAUUACUUGUCAACACGCCUCGAUGCGUGGCAAGCUGAGUCUGGCACUGGCUGGUGCCGUUUGAACAUAUAAGUACAGUAGGAGUGUACCAACUGGUUGUUGGUGGACUUUUCCCAAACCAAUGUAUUCCAGACGAGACCGUUUGUCCAGAGGACGACCCUUAUCUCUUCUCAACGACGAGCAGAUGAGCUUCUCCAGAGAGAAUAGGGGCCUGACACUGGCUACCGUACGCCAGUCUUUGACGCUGAAGAAUGUCAAAGAAUGGCUCCCUGGCUUUCCAAUUGUGCGCUGGUUGCCGAAGUACUCUAUGUACGAUUUGCAGAGCGACUUUACUGCUGGACUCACAGUAGGCUUGAUGGUCGUGCCUCAGGCAAUUGCCUACGCUGGAAUUGCUGGAUUACCGCAUGAGUAUGGUCUCUAUUCCUCCUUCAUGGGUUGUCUGGCGUACUUAUUUGUUGGCUCUGCGAAAGACGUGACUCUUGGCCCGACCGCCAUCAUGUCUCUGAUGGUAAACCGUGUGGCUGACCCGAGCACGUAUGGCGUUAACUAUGCCGUAACCUUGUCACUGAUAUGUGGUGUCGUCCAGCUAUUGAUGAGCAUGUUUAGACUUGGUGCAAUGAUGUCCUUCAUAUCAGCGCCGGUUAUCAGUGGUUUCACUUCAGCUGCAGCCAUUACUAUUGCCAUGGGUCAAGUCAAGCACAUAUUUGGCGUGAAGAAGCAUGUACCGCGGCCGUUUAUUGGCGCAGUGAAUGGAACGUUCUAUGAAGUGUUUCACGGUGAUAUACGAGGUGGUGACAUAAUCAUGGGUCUCUCCUGUAUGAUCAUCGUUAUGGCUCUGAAGCACUUCAAGACGGUUGUGAUGAAAUGGGAUGAGAAUGACAAAGAGGUGUUGAAGCCGCGCCAUGUCCGCUUUGCACGCAAGUUUCUCUGGUUCAUCACCACCGGCCGCAACGCUCUACUUGUAUCUGCUGCUGCACUGAUAGCGUACGCACUGCAGGCUAAGAACAAGGAUUACUUGACGUUGGCUGGGCAGAUGAAGAAGGGUCUACCGUCGGCCAGUGCCCCACCAUUCUCGUCCUCACCGCCCAUCAACUCUACAACCCUGCAGCCGUGUGACACGAACUGCAAUCUUGCCAAUCGCACCGGACUAUCGGAAAUGCUCUCGGAUUUUGAUGUGGGUGUGAUAUCUGUUCCCUUGAUUGGACUGCUGGAGCUGGUUGCAAUUGCUCAAGCAUUUGCUCGUCAAAACAACUACAUCAUUGAUCCGAACCAGGAACUAUUCGCUAUCGGUGUUGCCAACAUCCUGAGCUCCUUCUUCAGUUCCUAUCCGGUUACUGGCAGCUUUUCCAGAACGGCUGUCAAUGCCCAGAGUGGAGUUCGAACACCUGCUGCUGGUAUUGUCACAGCUGCUAUAGUGCUGCUGGCCCUGGGCGUGCUGACACCGGUGUUCCGCUUCAUACCAAUGGCCGCCCUCUCCGCCAUCAUCAUCACUGCCGUCUUGGGCAUGGUCAACCUGCGCAUUGUCGCAGUCCUCUGGAGAGUGAAAGUGGCUGAUUUGAUCCCUCUUGCUGUGGCCUUCUUUGGAACUUUAUUCUUGGGUAUUGAGUAUGGUGUUCUGCUGGCAGUGGUGAUCAACAUCAUGUACUUGCUCUAUCUACAGUCACGUCCUCAUUUCUCCUGGAAAGCUGUCGGUGAUGUAGUAGUAUUACGACUCCAUGGUGGCCUGGACUUCCCGUCUGUGACAUUCCUGCGACAGAUUAUCCGUGGAAUUGAAGCUGAUGCAAGCAAAGAACGUGUGUCACUAUCAGCAGUGGUAGUUGAUUGGUCAUGUGUCAUGGACGUGGAUUACACUGUUGUACUGACACUACAGGACCUGUGUGACGAAUUGAAGCGCAGUGAUAUCUCCUUGGUACAUGCCUGCUUAGAGCCUCCAGUCCAGAAAGUCCUUACAACAGGCAUACCCAACUUGCAAAUCUAUCCGACAAUUGAGGACGCCCAGUCACAGCUUCAUAUCGUUAACCUGAGUACGGGAUUGCGCGAGACUCAGCCUCUGCUCAGGUCGGCCAACACUAUGGAAUCAACCCGUGUAGACGAUGACUUGUAGUGACUGGGAGCGAGAACAGCUGCUUGGGGACUUUCCCCCGUUGGUGCCCUUCUUCGUCGCGUGUUCUUGAUGCACAGAAAUUUUUGAGUAUUGUGAGCAUGUGCGUUUCCCUUUUUGGAUGUUUUGAAACCUGUGUCGUGCUGCUCCAUUAGCUCCUGCAUGUUGCCCUCUUGUAGAGGUGUCGUGAUUUUGUGUUCUCACUUGGCGAUGUUGAGAUCCAGGGUGUUGCCAGAGGGGCAUGUGUUCCAGUGUUGUCCGUUGUCGUGGGAUUGAGAUCCGAUGCUGUUGAAUAAAUAUCCAUGGACUUGUGGAGAGCCGUCCCGAUAUCUGUUGAAUCUCAUCUGCCCUCCUACCCUUCUACUGUAGACGACUACUUCUGUAGUUUUGAAUUCACAAUACAUGUACCUUUUCAUUUCCAACCUUUAAUAUGUACUAAGAUUAUUUUAAAUAUUUCUAUGGACUUUUUCCUGCAUAUUUCAUUUUUAGACUUUUGACAGCUAACCUUCAUGUUGGGUGAAAUUGGAAGCUAGCUGUCCUCACCCUGAAAAACUAGCCGUAGUUUUUACCAUUCUAGAACCCGCUUUGUUAUUCUUUGUUGAAUACUUGGUUUGCAGCUGGUCUGUAUAUAACUUUUAUUUAUAUAACUCUUUUUCUCCUGAAGUGACAAUCUUGUGGAUUGAAAUGUAUGCAACAUCAGUUUGUCUUCCGUUCCGUUUUCACUUACUCACCGUGCACCAUACUCGAUACUUCCUUUUCUAUGCUUGUACCUAUCAUGCGUGGGGGUUGAGCUCCCGGGACAAUUUACUCUAGCGUUCUAGCUCUCGCCCUGUUGCUGUGUGUCUAUUUAGUAGAAUAAUUUAUUAUGUUUCUUUGCCAGUGUACACUGUACACAUCUACAUUGUCCUGUCUGUUGAGAUGAUUCCAUCGGAUAAUUGUGCUUCAAAAACUUUUUCCGACCUGUAUCGUGCAGUUCUUCAUGGAAGUGUGUUAUUUCAGAUGCUGCUGAAAUGGAUUUUCUUUCACAAUAAUUAUCAUUAUCUUUAUAUUGUUACACAUUCUUAUACUCGUGAGCUGAGAGUAGUGUGCAGCAAAUUCGUUUUCAUCUUUCCUUCCA